UGAACCAAAACCUGUUUAUAAUCAAGAUUUAUUUUUAUUGGCAUUAGAUAAUAAUAAUAUUAGCAAUUGCUAUAAUGAUAAUAAUAUUGAUAACUAUAAUAAUAAUAAUAGCAAUAGCUAUAGCAAUAAUGAUAUAGAGAUGCUAGAUCUUGAUUCUGAUAGUAAUAUGGAAGAAUAUAGAAUUUCACAAGAAAAUAAUAGCAAUUCAGAGAGUUUUUCUAACUAUGAUAAGUCUUUAAGUAAUUUUGACUCUAAAUAUCAUUACUUUUAUGACUCUCAGGAUG
Messenger RNA from Cetraspora pellucida, 284 nucleotides. NCBI's taxonomy places the organism in Eukaryota, Fungi, Glomeromycota, Glomeromycetes, Diversisporales, Gigasporaceae. The record is from the annotation of a GenBank genome assembly.